ACCGGGUACGAUUUUACUACAUUACAAGCAAAACGCUUGUAAGAAGCAUAACUAAUUAAGCAACAAAGCGCUUGAAAUAAAGCUAUUAUUAAAAAAAUCAAAGAAUAGCGAGACUAAUCAACUACAUUAUUAUGCUAAUUUGAGUGUUACUAAUGCCCUUUGUUCUUCUCAAAGAGUGUAUCGUACAAGUCAACGAAAUGCUAUUUAGUAGUAUACAAACUAAAGUUUAAUAGAUAGCAUAUUAAUAAAAUAUCAUAGUAAAAUUAAUAUUAAAAUGAAAUAAUAUAUUCAACCCAUAUACUGCAUCAAUACUGAUAAAAAAUAGAAAAAUUUACAGACACGCGGGUUGAUCAUAUUGUAGCAAUCAAGACAGAGAGAAUUUUCUCAUAUAUUAUGUAUACCAUAUCGAUCUAACUUAUGCUAGAUGAUAAGACCGCAGUUGGUAUGCUAUCGCAAAUAAACAUAUUUCGCAUGGUCGACUUCUUUAUAAGAAGUAAUAUUUCACCCACUUCAUUUUUACCAAUAAUUGUAGUAAUAAUAUAUGAAAACAUCAUUUUUAUGACACAACUAUUAAACCAUCUUUAUGUCAUCAGUAUUCCUCAUCGUGACAUAACCAAAACACAUGUACCAUAAUUAUUAGGACACGUCUCACUAGUUGACUUGAAACUUUACAUAAAAAAGACUACAGGUUAGGUACUAGCUUCACACUGAUCAUCAUCAAAGUAUAAAAAUUGCAAAAAAAUUAAAAAUAUAUCAGAUGAUAACAAGCUAAGUUUAAUAACAUAAAACACUUCCCAGGCAAUCUUUCAAUGAUAUGUUACACUGUGACAUGUUAGGUAGUGAUUAAAAAAAUUCACAUCCCCGUUCGUGAUCAUUGUUCACCACAUUAUUUAAUUACCCCUAUGUUCAUUUUCACACCAAAACCCCAAGGAAUUCAUGACACCUAUUAUGGGUUUUCCCAUUUGCUUUGUCAGCUGAGACGGUGAUGGCUCAAAACGCUAUAAAAAAAGCCACUCCAUCUGCUUUGUUCAGGAUCAUCAACUCAAACAAGCGAGAGCGUGAGACACAAUUUAUAGAGGAGAAACUCAGACAGUUGACCUUCACUACUUGUGUGUUGAUCUUUCUACACUUGUGAGUCUUCUUCUUCUUCUUCUUCUUCUUGAUGGCAGCGUUCAGUCUGACGUCCGACAAGCAGUUCAUCGUCGCAUCGUACGCAGAAAACGAUCCGGAUUUCUACGUGUACGAGUACAAGGGCGAUCCGAAUGCUUUAGAAGCCACCCGAUGUUGUGAAGGUUGGGAGACUGACGGCGUUAGAGUGGGGCCGUCAGAAUAUGCAGAUUUCACGGCGCUAGAGUUGUUCGGCGUCACGAUCCAAGGGACGUCGACACAGUGGAGGGAGCUGACGAAGGACUUGAAGCUCGAAGGAUUCGACGGCCAGGCUUUUCGCCUGGUCGUGAACCGGCUCGGCCAGUGCUUCGUCGACAAGGUCAACGCUCCUUCCGUCAGGCUUCUGAGGCUGAACGACUGCUUUGGCUGGUCCAAGUACGGAGUGAAGCUGCCGAAAAGCAGUGUCGUCGGUUUCAGUUAUCCAAACGUGUGGAACAGAUGCGACAUUUACAGUGGUGAAACUGUGGUGGAUGUUCGAGGAAUCGUGCUCGAGGCCGAGGAAGCGAAGGCUGAGGUUCGGGUUCUGAGGAAGAGUCUGGAGGAGAAGCAGAAGGAGGUCGAGAACGCGAAGCUGGAGCUGGAGCUGUGUAAGAGGGAACUGGAGUGCACAAAGGGAGUGGUGAUGAUGAAAAGGAGCAAGGAAACAACGAGGAUUUGGAGUGCUGCGGAAAGAAAAUGGUGGAAAGCGUGUAGAGUUUGAAUUGUUGUUACUGAAUAAGUUAGCGGAAGUUAUCGAAGGUUAUCCUCGCGAGUCCUUAUUAAUCGAUUAUCUAGGCAAAGAAUAUAAAUUAAGUAAUGGGUUUUUUUUUUGUUUUAAUGAUUUUUCCUUAUGUGUGUUGAACAAUUUUGUUUUUAUGUCUUUAUGAACAAAUAAUAUAAGGUAUUGCGACUUCUUGUCUAAUAAAUAAGUCCGAUGUGUGGGGUUGGUUCAUAAAUAAAUAUGAAAGAAGCAAUGGCAAUAGUUGUUAUUAAUAGUUUACUCUUUCUUUGGGUCGGAAGGCAAAGAUGGAAGUAGUGAGGUGCGGUGAUCAACUGAUCAUGAAGGGGGUUUUAUUCUUGCCUGCCGGAAGUGGUGUCCAUCACCGGUCGGAGGAAGAUCGACUUUGAAGAAUAUGGGGGAGAUGAGAGGAGGGAGAGUAACACAUUUCCAAUGUGUUAGAUUACUGUCUUUUGCCAUCUUUUGAAACAUUUGGUUAGAGCGAAACUUCAGAACUUUCGGAGAUAAGAGAUGUACAUGGGACAGGAUAAUGCACAAAGUGGUGAACAAUUGCAUCAAUUGGAGUCUUGCCAAGGCUCUUCUAGAUCGACAAGAAGUACAGACACUCAAUCGAUUUUUGCUUGGUAGAGCAACCAACCCUUUUCAUCCUCCAUGAUCAUCCAUCUUACUGUGUCUCACAUCUCAACCUAAAUCUUGUCUACAUCUUUGUUGAAAUUCUCUUUCAAGCAGGUUGAUGUAAUAGGUACUUCGUAUUAUGUUGCAAUAACUGUGAAACAACGGUAACAACUCGUAAUUUGCGAGCUAUCUUAUUUUAUUAAUACACAAAUCAUUCAUAACAAAAACAACCCAAAAAGUAACAAGUAACACAUGCAUAAUUGCAAUAUUCAUCGUACCAAAUAUCUUACCAACUUCAUACCAACAAGUAACAAGUAACACAUGCAUAAUUGCAAAGAAUAGUUGAAAUGGAUCUCUUUGAUUUUUUUUUGUAUUAAACAAAUAUUAUUUUCUGAUUUCUUAAUUAUAAAAUGAUAAAAAUGAAAGAAAUUAUGUUUAAAAAAAAUACAAAAUCAUUCUCCUUGAAUUAUGUUUCUAGCCAGCUUCAAUUGAUCGGUACCUUCAAACGAUUACUUAUAGUAACAACCCCAACAAGUAACAAGUAACACAUGCAUAAUUGCAAUAAUCAUCAUUAUUUAUCGGUAAAGCCACGACUUACAAAGAAUUGUUGAAAUGGAUCUCGUUGAAAUUUUUUGUAUUAAAAAUUGUUAUUUUCUGAAUUUUUAACAAUAAAAUGAUAUAAAAAAAAGAAAGAAAUUAUAUUUAAAAUUAUUAAAAAAAUCUUCUUUUUUUUUUUUUUUUUGAAGCUCCAACCCGAAACUUGUAAUUUUUAGGUUAUAGAAAAAUAUUUUACAGCUGUACCAAAAGUCUACCCCUUAUAUAGAUGUAUUAGGCUGGACUGGACUUCAACUUUGGAUCUAAUUUUUGUUUUUAUAUAUAUUCUGACUCCGUCAUCCCAACCAAACCAAUUAUUCAUUGGGGGAAAGAGCUGAAUAAAUAUAUAAUGACCAACUCCUAUCUUCCAACUUGGUUCUCAAAGUCCUUGGUCAAUUGCCCCCCAAAUUAAAUUACGCUUAAUAACAGACAGCACCUACCUUGACUUGACUUGUAUAUAGGGCUGGCUAUUUGGUCCAGACUGUUUGGUUUUACCCGAAAUCGUACCGUAUAACCCGGACCGGGAUCGGGACCGGACUGGGACCGGAUAACAAACAAUCCAUUCUCAUAUUUGGACUUAGAUUUGAGGUAAAAACCCAAAUAAAGACCGGAUAAGAGA
Molecule: messenger RNA, 3713 nt
Organism: Linum trigynum
Lineage: Eukaryota; Viridiplantae; Streptophyta; Magnoliopsida; Malpighiales; Linaceae
Source: the annotation of a GenBank genome assembly